Molecule: messenger RNA, 2814 nt
Organism: Aplosporella prunicola CBS 121167
Lineage: Eukaryota; Fungi; Ascomycota; Dothideomycetes; Botryosphaeriales; Aplosporellaceae
Exons: 6
Coding region: 1-2814 (937 amino acids)
Biological process (GO): microtubule-based movement
Molecular function (GO): microtubule binding; microtubule motor activity; ATP binding
Source: RefSeq, a predicted model, not a curated record
AUGGCGAGCUACAACACCAUCAAAGUUGUUGCGCGGUUCCGGCCGCAAAACAAGAUCGAAAUCGCCAGCGGUGGUGAGCCCAUUGUCAAGUUCGAGACCGAGGACACAUGUAACAUCCAGUCCAAUGAGGCGGCCGGCGCCUUCACCUUCGACCGUGUCUUCGACAUGAACUCGCGGCAGGAGGAUGUUUUCAACUUCUCCAUCAGGCCCACCGUCGAUGACAUCCUCAACGGCUACAACGGCACGGUUUUCGCGUACGGUCAGACCGGUGCCGGUAAGUCGUACACGAUGAUGGGCUCCAACAUCGACGACUCGGAGGGCAAAGGUAUAAUACCUCGAAUUAUCGAGCAGAUCUUCGCCAGCAUCCUGGCCAGUCCCAGCAACAUCGAGUACACGGUCAGGGUCAGCUACAUGGAAAUUUACAUGGAGAAGAUCCGCGAUCUGUUGGCGCCGCAGAACGACAACCUGCCGGUCCACGAGGAGAAGAACAGGGGAGUCUACGUCAAGGGCCUGCUGGAGGUUUACGUCUCCAGCGUGCAGGAAGUUUACGAAGUCAUGCGUAGAGGUGGCCAGGCGAGAAUGGUCGCUGCCACGAACAUGAACCAGGAGUCGUCUCGUUCGCAUUCCAUUUUCGUCGUCACCAUCACCCAAAAGAACCUCGAGUCGGGCUCGGCAAAGAGCGGUCAGCUGUUCUUGGUCGAUCUGGCGGGUAGUGAAAAGGUUGGCAAGACUGGUGCGAGUGGUCAGACGCUCGAGGAAGCCAAGAAGAUCAACAAGAGUUUGAGUGCUCUGGGCAUGGUCAUCAACGCCUUGACCGAUGGCAAAUCGUCACACGUCCCGUACCGUGACUCCAAGCUUACCCGUAUCCUUCAAGAGUCCCUCGGUGGUAACUCGCGAACGACUCUCAUCAUCAACUGUUCGCCUUCCAGCUACAACGACUCCGAAACCGUAAGUACGCUGCGUUUCGGUGUCAGAGCCAAGUCCAUCAAGAACAAGGCCAAGGUCAACGCGGAACUUUCUCCUGCUGAGCUCAAGGCCCUGCUCAAGAAGGCUCAGUCUCAAGUCACGACAUUCGAGAGCUAUGUCACCAACCUUGAGGGUGAAGUCAACCUAUGGCGCUCUGGUGAUACUGUACCCAAGGAGAAGUGGACGCCGGUUCUUGAUCGGCCCACUGGCACCCCCGCCAAGAGACAGUCCACGGGCACCCCUCGUUCGGAGACUCCGUCUGCUGUUGACCGAGUGGCCAACAGGAGGUCGGAGACUCCGUCCCGGCCAGACUCGCGGUUGGACCUUGAGAGGGCUGGCACGCCGGGCCUGCCUCUCGAAAAGGACGAAAAGGAAGAGUUCUUGCGCCGUGAGAACGAGCUGCAGGACCAGCUCGCAGAAAAGGAGUCACAAAUCGCCAAGGCUGAGAAGAGCCUUGCUGAGGCCAAGGAAGAGCUGUCCUUCUUGAAGGAGCACGACACCAAGACCAACAAGGACAAUGAGAGGCUCAACUCCGAGAUCAACGAGCUCAAGAUGCAGGUCGAGAAGAUCAACUUCGAGGGCAAGGAGGCUCUCAUCACCAUGGAUGGCCUCAAGGAGGCCAACGCCGAGCUCACCGUCGAGCUCGACGAAGUCAAGCAGCACCUCCUUGACGCUAAGAUGAGUGCCAAGGAGUCUGGCGCUAUGCUCGACGAGAAGGAGAAGAAGAAGGCUGAGCGCAUGGCCCAGAUGAUGGCUGGCUUCGACCUCGGUGGCGAGAUCUUCAGCGACAACGAGAAGAUGAUCCGCAAGGUCAUCGAGCAGGUCGAUGCUCUCAUCGAGUUGAGCUCUACCGGCGAGAUUGUCGCACCAGACGCUCUUCGCGACCUGAGGCAGAAGCUGCUGGAGACUCAGGGCAUUGUCCGCCAGGCGGAGCUCUCUGUCAACGAGCGGGGCGAACUGGACGAGGAGCACAUGAAGCGCCGCGAGGCUCUCGAGCAGCGUUUGGCUCACAUCCAGCAGGAGUACGAAGCCAUCCUGGAGCGCAACCUCAGCGAGGCCGACGUCGAAGAAGUCAAGCAGAAGCUCUUUGACGCCUACGCCGCGCGGCAGGACGGCCAGGUCGAGCUGGUCACUGAGCUCAAGGCCGACCUCGCCCGCAAGGUGGAGGAGGCGCAGCAGCUCAAGACCCAGAUUGAGGGCCUGCAGCAGCAGCUCAAGAGUGGCGAGGCCGCCGCCAAUGGCGCCAACGGCGUGCCACCCGUCAACGGCAAGACGGUCCAACAGCAAAUCGCCGAGUUCGAUGCGAUGAAGAAGAGCCUCAUGCGGGAUCUGCAGAACCGCUGCGAACGGGUCGUGGAGCUGGAGAUCUCUCUUGACGAGACGCGUGAGCAGUACAACAACGUGCUGCGCACCUCCAACAACCGCGCCCAGCAGAAGAAGAUGGCCUUCUUGGAGCGCAACCUUGAGCAGCUGACGGUCGUCCAGCGCCAGCUCGUCGAGCAGAACAGCAGCCUCAAGAAGGAGGUUGCCAUUGCCGAGCGCAAGCUCAUUGCCCGCAACGAGCGUAUCCAGAGCCUCGAGUCGCUGCUCCAGGAUUCUCAGGAGAAGUUGACGGCGGCCAACCACAGGUUCGAGGCCCAGCUUACUGCAGUCAAGGAGCGCCUCGAGGCGGCCAAGGUCGGCUCGACGCGCGGCCUCGGCAGCCCCACGUCGGGCGCCUCGUUCGCCUUCGGCGGCGGCUCCCGCAUCGCCAAGCCCCUGCGCGGUGGCGGCGGCGACGGCCCCAUCCCCGUGGCCAGCCCCGAGCAGCCCAAGCGCAGCUCGUGGUUCUUCAACCAGAGGACUUGA